CGUCAGUAGUGCACCAGCAUGUUUUGUGUGGCGCAGCGGACUAUUUGCAUUGGUCGGCCAGGAAGGCGGUUGAAAGCGCUCGCUCGGGCAGCCAUGCGCCACCAGCAAACGAAUGGCAAUGGCAACAUACAGGCCCCCCAUCAGCCUCGCAACGUACUAGGCGGUCCGCUGCAAUGCUGCUGCACCUCUCCUCGGACGGGUUACUACCGGGACGGCUUCUGUCGUACGGACGCUAGUGAUGUGGGUCGGCAUGUCAUCUGCGCCAAGGUAACUCGCGAGUUCCUGGAGUUUACGGCUUCCCGCGGCAACGACCUGAGCACCCCAGCUCCGCGGUACGACUUCCCCGGCCUCCAACCCGGCGACAAGUGGUGCCUGUGCGCCGUACGUUGGCGAGAGGCGCUGCAGGAGGGCAAGGCGCCGCCCGUGUUCCUGCACUGCACGCACGCCAAGGCACUGGAGUACGUGACCCUGGAGGAGCUGAAGCGCCAUGCGUUGGACUGGUCAGCCGACCAGCAGGGUGGCAACAACGGUCACAACUGAAGAACCAGAGGUUAAGAAACGGGCAACUGACAACGGAAACGGACACCAGUUAACAGAACGACAGCCCGAAACUCAAACAUGAACCCCAAAGCUGAGCUGCUGCAUGGCAGAUGGGGGAGAGGGAACUCGAAGGAGAGCUGCUGCAAGGUUAAUACCGGUUGAUUAUGAUUUAUUGUAAAGGUGUGGCAGGCAAGGAUGCGCAGGUGGCUGGCCCCUCUGCUGCUGCGGCGGCGGUACUUGUGUAGUGGGUUGCAAUUUGAUGGUACCGUAUACAGCCUGAAAAGGCUCCAUUCCUGUUAUGUGAGCGUGUUUAGGCGGACGUCCAUGGGGGCCAUUUUACGUACAUAUGGUAUUACUGGUGGGCAUUCAGAGAUAGCUGACGUCAUGGCAUUGCUAAGCGUCCUGCGCGCUACAGGAAACCUGGGAAAUUCAUUUCAGUGCAAUCCAUUAGCACACAUGCUGUGCGUAUUGCAAGCAUACGUUGUACCCUGCAGAGCUUUGGCACGAACCCCUUGUGCAAUCAACCAUUACCUUCAGGGUGGACUCGGGACAUGGG
Molecule: messenger RNA, 1096 nt
Organism: Astrephomene gubernaculifera
Lineage: Eukaryota; Viridiplantae; Chlorophyta; Chlorophyceae; Chlamydomonadales; Astrephomenaceae
Source: the annotation of a GenBank genome assembly